UGUCCCCUCCUGCCCAAAAUUCCUCCUGAGCCUUUUUUUCUCCUCCUGAGCCCCUUCCCAGCUCCCUAAGAACAGAUUCUCUCUGUCAAACGCUCUUGGAACAGCUCUGGCUGGGAUCUUUGAGUCUGGGAUCUUUUUGGGGUGGCACCAGUGGCGGUGUGAAGUGAGGGACGUUCUGGAGACACCGUGAGCAGGGAAAGCUCAGGCUCAGGGAGAGCUGGGAUCCAUUCCAGGCUCUGGGAGGGGUGGAAAAGCGGCUGUGGAUGGGAUUUGCCAUCCCUUGACGUGCAGGUAAACAAGACCCGAGAGGUUUCAUCCAUCCUUCAGCUGCUCCGAGUUCAUUUUCCCUGCUCUCCCCUCCUCUCUCCCCGGGGUAACACAAACCUUGCAGGUUUAUCCCACACACAAUUGAUCCUGGAGCUGCUCUCCCCAAAUGCUAAUGGCACUGUUCUGUUCCUCCCUGCUGGCUGCAGGGCCACUGCCAGCCUGCUUUCAGGGUUGAAAUCGAAUUGCUGAGUAGCUUCCUCCUUAGAACUUCAGUGGUGCUAAAGAAAGUUGUGCUGGGGAAACAAUGGCAGAAUAAUCCAGCUUUUGAAAACACUCUGUGGGGUUUUUUUUUUUGGUUUUUUUCUUUUUAUCCUGUGGGAAGGGGGAGGGAAAAGAUUGAAAUCGAAGCAUUUAUAUAAUCAGCAUUUUAGAACCAUAACGCUUUUCGAAGGGAAUGGCAUUUUAGUUGAUGAUUUAUCUUCAGCGUGGCAACAAUAAAACGCUUUCCUCUGGCUGCUCAGCUGGUGCAGGAGCACACACGUGGCCAAGUGUCCUCUGGGCUGAGGGAUCAGGGCUGGGAUGUGCAGGGAUUUCAGCAGGAUGCUCUCAUCUGCUGCACGGACAAAUAAUUGGGAACAGCGUUCCUGGUCACUGGGUUACAGCAGGCUGAGCUCACAGGCAGAUAUUUCCUUCUUUAGGUCAUUUAGGAUUUCUUGGGUUUGUGCUGGAAGGCAGCAGGUUUUCUAGCCAGGUUUGGACAGGAAACUUGGAACUCCUGUCUUCUGACAGUGUUCCCAAGAUGUUCCUUUAUUCCUGUGUCCGUGCAGGGUCUGGGCAGCAUUUUUUGGGGCUGACUCGCACCUUGGAGUCGGUGCAGGCGGCUCUGGUGACACCACGGAUUUACCUUUCCCACGGAAAGGAGAAGGUGGAAAAAAACCAACCCAAAAUGUGCAGUUUUAAGGCGUUUUGUGUGACAAUUCAGGGACUUGCUGGGACUGCCUGGUGGCCGGGAGCGGUGACACUCCCCGUGUCACUCCUUGUCACCUGCUCUGCCUUUGCCUGACCCAAAACUUCUCUGCCCCCAACUCCUGGAGCACCACGGGCUGCAAACCUUUCCCCCCAACCACAAAACCCUCUGGAACGGGCUCUAAAUGGCCCAAAGGGCCGAAAAUGGCCCGAACCCCACAAACUCAACCCCAUCCCCAUCCUGCCCCCGGCGCUGGGAGCGCGGCCUCCCGGCCCCGGGCGUGGAAUGCGCUUCCUGUGGAAUUUUGGAGCCUCCCAAGGAGGUGAUCCCUGAGCUCAGCGUGGCCUGGGCGAGCGAUGUGCUCGCAGCUGUGCUGUAACUGAGCCUUUUCCCCCCCAUUUUUGUUUAAUUGCCUGUCAGCCCCCUGCUGCCGGCCUUGCUGGAGGGGCUGCGGCUCCCAUUUUUCCAGGCCUUGGGAAGGAGCCCUGGAGGAGAGGUUCUGCUGGAAGACCAAAGCUGUUCCUGAGAUGGGUUGCACCUGCAGUUUUUGAGCCGUUUCGUGGCUCCCUGUGAGGUAUCAGGCCCGAAAUUUGCUGCCAGGAAUCACCAUGGCCUCCUACCACGGGGUGUUCCUUCCUUAUGCUCCCAAAUCCUAAACCUGAAACCCUGCAGGGCGCAGCUCCCGUGGGAUCCGUUCUUGUCGGAGAUCACGGAUUCAUUGGUGUCCAGAACUGUUCACUGCCUGCUCUGGCAGCUCUGCCUCCUCCUGGAGCUUGGUCCUGUGGUCUGCUCUUAAUUCCUGCUGCCAGUGGGAUUGAAAAACUUCUCCAGUUGCUGAAUAUUCCUGCUCAGCGCGCUGUUUAUGCAAGCCUUAUGGCGAUGUUCACGGGAGGGAUGAGAGAAGCCAGCCAGGACGUGAUCGAGCUCAAAGGCGUUUCUGCCAAGGGCCUGAAGCACAUCAUCGACUUCGCCUACAGCGCCGAGGUGACGCUGGACCUCGACUGCAUCCAGGACGUGCUGGGAGCCGCCGUCUUCCUGCAGAUGGUGCCGGUGGUGGAGCUGUGCGAGGAGUUCCUGAAGUCGGCCAUGAGCGUGGAGACGUGCCUCAACAUCGGCCAGAUGGCCACCACCUUCAGCCUGGCCUCCCUCAAGGAAUCCGUGGACGCCUUCACCUUCAGGCACUUCCUGCAGAUCUCCGAGGAGGAGGAUUUCCUCCACCUGCCCCUGGAGCGCCUGGUGUUCUUCCUGCAGAGCAACAAGCUCAAGAGCUGCAGCGAGAUCGAGCUGUUCCGCGCCGCCGUGCGCUGGCUGCAGUUCGACCCCGCGCGCCGCGCCAGCGCCAGCCGCGUGCUCUGCCACAUCCGCUUCCCUCUGAUGAAAUCCUCGGAGCUGGUGGACAGCGUGCAGACCCUGGACAUCAUGGUGGAGGACGUGCUGUGCCGCCAGUACCUGCUGGAGGCCUUCAACUACCAGAUCCUGCCCUUCCGGCAGCACGAGAUGCAGUCCCCGCGCACGGCCAUCCGCUCCGACGUGCUGUCCCUCGUCACCUUCGGCGGCACGCCCUACACCGACAACGACCGCACCGUCAGCUCCAAGGUCUUCUGCCUGCCCGACGCCGGCGGCCGCCAGUUCCGCGAGCUGACCCAGAUGGAGGUGGGCAGCAGCCACUCCUGCGUGGCCGUGCUGGACAACUUCAUCUACCUGGUGGGAGGGCAGCAGCUGCAGUACCGCAGCGGGGAGGGCGCCGUGGACGUCUCCUACCGCUACGACCCGCACCUGAACCGGUGGCUGCGCAUCCAGGCCAUGCAGGAGAGCAGGAUCCAGUUCCAGCUCAACGUCCUGCGCGGCAUGGUUUACGCCACGGGCGGCCGCAACCGCUCGGGCAGCCUGGCCUCGGUGGAGAAGUAUUGCCCCAAGGACAACGAGUGGAGCUACGUGUGCUCCCUGAAGCGCAGGACGUGGGGCCACGCCGGGGCCACGGCGGGGGACAGGCUGUACAUCUCGGGGGGUUACGGCAUCUCGGUGGAGGACAAGAAAGCGCUGCACUGUUACGACCCCGCCGCCGAUCAGUGGGAGUUUAAGACCCCCAUGAACGAGCCCAGGGUGCUGCACGCCAUGGUCAGCGCCAACAGCAGGAUUUACGCCUUGGGAGGCCGCAUGGACCACGUGGAUCGGUGUUUCGACGUCCUGGCCGUGGAAUAUUACGUCCCCGAGACGGACCAGUGGACCACGGUGAGCCCGAUGCGCGCGGGGCAGUCGGAGGCCGGCUGCUGCCUGCUGGAAAAAAAGAUUUACAUCGUUGGGGGCUACAACUGGCACCUGAACAACGUCACCAGCAUCGUGCAGGUGUACAACACGGAGACGGACGAGUGGGAGAGGGAUUUGCACUUCCCAGAGUCUUUUGCUGGCAUCGCCUGUGCCCCCGUUAUCCUCCCGCAGGUGACGAGCCAGAGGUGACUCUGGGGGGCUCCUGGGGCACAAAACAGCUCCAAUUCCCUGCUCCAGAAAGUUUCUCCUGCUGCUGGGGAGUCCUGGUGAGGUGAUUCCACCAGGCAGACUGAGCAGAUGUUCCAGCUUUUCUCUCCUUUCUCUGGGUUUUUGGUUGUUUUAUUUUUUUCUGGGGGGUGCAUUUUGCCGAUUUCUCGUGUUUUUAACGGCCUCACUGCAAACAUUGGCAGCUCAGGAGUCACUCAGCACUGGGGUUUUGUUUCCAAGAGAUCAGGUGGGGGUUUUUUUAUCAAUAGCUCCAAAAUUAAAAAUCCUUGUGGGUCGCUUUGUUGGGUUUUUAGCAAACAAACAAACAAAAAAGCCAAAAAAAAAACCCCAAACCAAAAGCUGUGUAACACACUGACCUCCAGAAGCAAUAAAAGGACAGUGGGAGCUACAAGAGCUCAGGUGCUUGGGUUGGGAAAGCAGAUCCCUGUUUUUCAAAGGUGACUUUUCCUUUUCUUCCCUUCCUGAAAAAGGGAAUAUUUAUUCCCUGCACACCUCUGGUCUUCACUGCUUGGAUCAUGCUGUAAUUCCUCCUCCCCUCCAGCUCCUCUAGUGCAGAAAUUCUCCCUUAAUUGGGGUUUGCAGCACUAAAGCCAUGGUGAAAGCUUGAUUAUAUAUAAACAGGCGUGAUUAUUUGGGUUUAGAAGUGCCAAAAACUCGGCUGCCCUGGCAAUAAGAGCUCUGCAGUCAGCGAAGCCAAGAGCUCCUGCAGAUCCUGGGUCAGGAUUUUCACCUUUCCCAGCACCUUCAUCCCAACUCUUCCUCCGGUAAAGGAGGUGGGUGCUACUCCUUCAGCAGCUGGAAGAUUUUCUUCCCUGCCUUGUGAAUGAGCUCCUUGGCGUCCCAAAAUGAUGGGAGCCCCACUGGAAUGUGUUUUUUUUUUGUUGUUGUUGUUGUUGUUGUGGGGGUGUUUUAAAUGAAGAGAUCUCUUUAAGAUGGCUCUGUGGUUUUUUGUAAAAUUGCACAGAACACUUCCUGAACUUUCUCCUCCAAGCCAUUUUCCUUAUUUAAUUUGAGGAAUGAAUUGCAAAAAAUCUCUGCUUUUAUCAGGAAUUCCGUUUCCAAGGGCUUUGUUUUGUAUCUGUGUCAGCUUGAUUUGGAUGCACACGGCCUCCUUUUGUAGAGAAGCUGUUGCAUUCCGCUGCGAAAUAAAUCCUGGGCUGCAACCUUUAGUGACAA
This is a messenger RNA of Parus major (Great Tit), 4906 nucleotides long. It is a transcript of the gene KLHL26, whose product is annotated as kelch like family member 26. The record is from RefSeq and is a predicted model, not a curated record. The coding region runs from base 1874 to 3691 and encodes 605 amino acids. Gene Ontology annotation, molecular function: protein binding. Lineage: Eukaryota; Metazoa; Chordata; Aves; Passeriformes; Paridae. The transcript is spliced from 2 exons.